AUGGGAAAGUUUUACAAGAAGCGUGCUGGAACGUCUGGGAUCAGUGGCCACCUCUAUGAGACUAAGCUCAUUGCUUUAAUUCUAUACCGAUUGACGCAUGAUGACUGCAUUGAAGAUUUUUGUUUGGUUUCCAACAUGGACGAGAUAGGGGCCUUUGAUGACAUUUGUAUUAAAAUUAAAAUAAAAGGUUAUGAUCGUCCCGUUGCGAUAUUCAUACAAGUGAAACACAAAGAAAAUGAUGACAAGUUCCCCACGUUCGAUAAUAAAAAUGAAUCAGUUAAAUGGUUUGAAAGUCUUUCGAAAAUAAAAAAGAAAAUAACUGUAAACAGGAGCCAAGAUCAGUUUUUUAAUGCAGAUAUUGCUGAAUCGGAUUGUGUUUUCAUUCUGUACACAAAUGCAAGGUGCGACUUUGAUUCCAACACACCGUAUUUGAGUGAUUAUGAUAUUACUUUAAAUAAAUUGUUAGCAACCAGUAGCACAGUUGGUACUCUGCCGCUCUACAACGAACAACAUGUUGAAGCUUUUGGUGAAAUCAUUUUAAAAGAAGAUAUUAAUGUGCUGGUCGAACACUUUGCGAAGUAUUUAAAUGAUAAAACAAACCGGUCACUGAAUAUGAUGAACGACGAGUGUAUACACCAGUAUCAUGCCAUAUUGAAGUUCAAAGUUGUUGACAUCACUGAAAUACAAACAGAUGACCAGAAACCUGAUGUGAAAUGGCGUACUUUGACAUUUCGGGAUGAUUUCUUCGCAAAUAACGACAAAUAUAUAGUACUAUUCAGAGACCAAUUGUUUAAAGAAAUACUUAAAAACCAUCCAAAGAUAAGAAUGGAAGGUGUAUCAGAUAACAAACAGUCACAGGAUUUGUCUGCACAAGAAGCGUCUGUAGACGAUCUAAUAUCAUCGUUUUUAUCGAACCCAUCAGUUGCUUCAUUAACUCCUCUGAUUAUAACCCAAAUUGCAAGUAAUGGAAACGGCAAAUUAGAAUUCUUAUUUAAAAGACCAUUCCAUGAUAUAGAGCAACUGCGAUUGAUGAAUAUUCCUCAGGGCAUAAUAGACGAAGCGUUAAGCGCAGCCACUGCCACAGCAACGCGCUUUCUACGGUCACUUACACUGAAAGUUCCGAUCACUUUCGGUAAUGUAGACUUGGCGAUAAGUGGGAACCCCAAGAAAAUUGCGAAGAGGUUAAACUAUCUGACGUCUACCAUUGUGGAUCUAUGUAAACUAUAUGAACCAAAGGGAUCAUAUAAGGUUGUCAGAAUUGACGACACCAUAGAUGGAGGUAUAUUAAGCUCGAACGGAGGCUUAGCCAGCGCCGUCGGUAACAUACUGGCUUACGAUGAACAAACCGAGAUGCUUAGAUUUUCUAAAGAUUAUACACCGGCACAGAGUAACGCUAAAGAUUUGUUUAUUAAAUUGAGUAGAGAAAUAGAUAAUCUACAUGAAUAUAGAUUUGUCAUAAAAACUAUGAAGUUUCCCAAAGUUAAGUUUGACUGUAGAGAUGUUGCUAGGGGCUUUUUCAGAAAGUUUGUCAUCUUUGCAAAACAAAGCAACCAUUCAGAGGUUGAGGAAAUUUUGAAAAUAGAUAUAGAGAAACAGUUAAACAUGAGCUCACAUAAUUAUUCAAUUUCACCUGACUCAGUGUUCUUGUAUUACCAUAAUGAAAUCCAGAAAUGGUGGAUGUCACCGAAAACGGGCACUUAUCUGACAAAAGCGACCAAAUUAGAUCAAGAGGCAAUUAAUAAUAUAGUAAUGGAACCACAAAUUAGUGCAUUACAAAUUAUGUUUCACAUGAAUCAUUUAAAGUAUUUCGGUUACAGCUUUAAUGAAGAUGCAACCAAGUGGUUAGAACUAUCCACACUCCCCUCUAAAACAUGCGUAGCUACAGACACGGUUGCACUGACCACUGUAAAAGUGAUUCAAUGUCUAAGAAACUAUUAUUUGAUAAAUAAUUACGCGGUCUUAGAUUUAAAAUGCCUAUUCGAUUUGUCAACUGAUGUAUUUUCCUCAUUGGGUAAAGAAUUAAAAAAUACUAAAAAAACAAUAAUUAUUUUGUGGAAUACACUUCUCAAUAACAGUAUACAACAUAUUAGAUUGUAUGAACUUGUGCAGGCAACGCAACAGACACAGUUGUUUGUUGUCACAAACAGCCAAUUAAUUAAAAUUUUGUAUGAUUUUUUCCCAUGCACAAAUGUAUUACAUGAUCAAACACAAAGUUUGGCUGCGUUAACUCUGGAGUCACAGAGAGAACUUAUAAAGGACGCUAAAGUAUUAUUUCAGGGUCAAGAAGUUAGCUUAAGUUUAUUUGUGGAUGACGUGUCAAUGGAGUAUAUCAAAGGCGAAGUUUUGGAUAAAGUAAUACGGAAUGAAUUCAUAAUUAUAGGCACAUCGCUCAGUAAUACCAAAUACGAAGAAAUAAAACAUUUGUACAUCGAUCGAAGGAUCAGUGAAUUCAAUGAGGCUUCUGAUGACACUCAUCCUAAUAGCUACCUCGUGAGAACGUUUCAGGAUAUCGACGCUGAUGCAGUUCUUGUAACUGCUGUCCCAGGGAUGGGCAAGUCGACACUACUCACUCAUUUAUCACUAAACACAAAGGAACGUGAUAAACGUAUCUGGAUAGUCAGGAUAAACUUAUUGGAUCACUCGAAACAGUUUUACAAAUGGCAAGCGGAUAAAACUGUCCUAGAUAUUUUGGAAAUUUUGAAUUUUCUUUGCCGCGUUGUAACAAGAAGUAAUGAUGUGUCAAUUUAUUUAAAAGAUGAUAACGUCUAUUUAGAAAGGGCUAGUGGCGAUGAUUUGGCUCACUUUGAAUUAAACAUAUUUCUGCAUUUUUAUAAUGAGAGAAAAUUAAUAUUUUUAUUUGAUGGUUUUGAUGAAAUAUGUCCGCAUUACAAAAGUACCGUAAUUAACUUUCUGCAUAUUGUUAGAGAUCAUCCUCAAAAGAACAAAAUAUGGGUUGCCAGCCGCCCGUAUAGUGACAUAGUACCGGAUCUACAGAAAGUGUUAGGCAGAUGCUUUAAAAUAGAACAUUUAAGUAUCUCUGAGCAGGAGUCCUAUCUAGAUAGAGCCUGGCAAGAGAGGUUGAUAUUUGAGAAACUGAACGAUAUACAAGAGAAGAAUUUAAAAUCCUUCGUAAGUGACAUAUCACGAACAAUGUCUACCGGUAUUUACUACAUGGACACUCUACACAUUUGGAUUCGCAGAGUAUUUUUGCAUUUCUAUGAGUUUGCAUAUUCCCACAUCGGCUUCAAUGGCUUGUCACAGGAGACGCUUGUGAUGGCUAAAACAAACAGUGGCGUGACUGAAGACGUGGACGCGCUUGCCGGCACUCCGUUACUUCUUUAUUUCAUAGCAGAUUACAUCGUCAACGUUACUGACAAGUACGAACCUCGCGGUGACGGACAAGUAUAUAUUAAUAUACUCCAAAUAUAUGAAAUGUUUGUUGAAAAUAAAUUAAAAAAAGUUAUCUUUCAAGACAAAAACAAAAUGGAUAUUUACAAUCCAGACAUUAUUAUGAAAUUUGAAAAGGAACUCGCCGACUGCAUGUCAUUGCAUAAAAGAAUAGCAGCGAACGCUCUGUUAGACAAGACUGUGUACAGUGGCCCUAACGGUGAGGAAUUCAAAGAUUUGAACCCGUACUUUAAUGAUCUCGAUGAUGUAAUAAAUAAAAUGAAAGUGGGCGCGGAUAAGACAGGUCUCGUAUCUCACUUCACACUGGACAAUGUGCCGGUGUUUAUACACAGGACGUUCGCUGAAUACUUUGCGGCUGAGUACAUAUGUGACGUACUAAAAAAUGAGAACAUUAAGUUUGAAACGAAACGAAACUGGUUAAAUGCAGUGUCAGAGUGCUGCAGUGAAGAUGUGUUCAUCUGGGUACGGUUCAAAAGUAAAUUGGACAGGGAACUCACACAAAUCAUCAGAAACAUUGAUAACACAGAAUCAUUUAUUCUGUCACUUAUAUAA
Arctia plantaginis is the source of this 3960-nucleotide messenger RNA. The record is from the annotation of a GenBank genome assembly. NCBI's taxonomy places the organism in Eukaryota, Metazoa, Arthropoda, Insecta, Lepidoptera, Erebidae.